This is a messenger RNA of Aaosphaeria arxii CBS 175.79, 2662 nucleotides long. RefSeq lists its product as uncharacterized. The transcript has 2 exons. NCBI's taxonomy places the organism in Eukaryota, Fungi, Ascomycota, Dothideomycetes, Pleosporales. Gene Ontology annotation, biological process: regulation of DNA-templated transcription; DNA-templated transcription. The record is from RefSeq and is a predicted model, not a curated record. Bases 144 to 2387 code for a protein of 747 amino acids. Gene Ontology annotation, molecular function: zinc ion binding; DNA binding; DNA-binding transcription factor activity, RNA polymerase II-specific. Gene Ontology annotation, cellular component: nucleus.
CCUCGAUCAAGUGCUUGACUGGAGGACAUGUUCAUGCUACAAUCAGGCUGUCUUCGCCGCGUGGGCUAGGAGGAAGGCUCGGCUUGCCUCCUCCCCUCGGGGAACUCUCCCACCAAUAACUUUAUUGCUUGUCACUUGUCCACAUGGCUUCCUCGACACUCACCAAGCCCCAGAUCGUAGCCCAGGCGGCGACGACCCAGUCUCGUGUUCUUCCAGGCAGGGCAUGUGAAGCAUGCAAUCGUAAGAAAACCAAAUGCGAUAUGCGACGACCGUCCUGUGGUCUUUGCCUACGGACAGGCACUUCUUGCCGAUUCCCAAGCACGCGGAAAAAGCCUCUACGCACGAAUGCCCAUCCGAUGAAGAGUCAGGCAUGCAGACCUAGCAACACUUUGUCAAAUUUGCUUGAGCUCAUCGAUUCGGAACCAUGUGUCAGUGAGGCUAUUGAUAAUCUGCUGAGACAAGAAAUCCCCCGGACCCCGUUGCGUGAUCCUUUGGAAGAAACAUCAUUGCAAGACGACCAGCAGAGCCAGCAUCAUCGAAAGUCCAGCUGUAGCUCUUCAAUUGAGCAGGUGACGAACCGAUCUCAGCUUGAACAAUCUAGUGAGCCUGCGUUUGAGGACGAAACUUGUUCUGACACGGCUUCUAUCCACUCGCUCUCGAAUCGAGUCAAAUCACAAACGGCCCAUCAACCUUCAUCAGAGAAUUCUCGAUCGAUACAGCCUCCAGUCUCGGCAUCAUUGGCUUUGGAUCUGAUUCGUCUCUUCUUUGUCAAGAUUCAGCCAUGGCUCCCACUAUUCCACCGACCGCGGUUUGAGACGCGGUAUCAAAAUCUGUUCUCACAGUCAUCGCUCCAACUGAGUACUCUCAAAACUGAUGAGCGUUUUCUGCUAUACAGCUUGUUCUCACUUUCUGCACGUUACUCCGUGCACCCAGACCUACAAAGUAUCAAUGGGAGCAGGCGAGGAGACGAAUUUGCAGAGUAUGCGAAGCAAUUGUACCAAGGUCUGCGAGAGGAGCCAGAGCCUUCUUUCACCUGGGCUCAGGGCUGCGUUUUGCUGGCUUUCCACAUAUACACAUCUGGCCCAACACAUCAAGGGUGGAUGCUUAUUGGUGUAUGUUCACGCUUGGUUUAUGAAUUUGGCUUGUCAAACCUAGAUUCGGCAGAUUGGGAACCCAUCAACUCGGUCGAACACAUCGACAAAGAGGAACUUCGUCGUGUCUGGUGGUCAGUAUACGAGCUUGACAUGUUCGCGUCCAGCAUAUCGCUGCAGCCUUACUCGAUAGAUCGCAAACAGAUGGCCGUCAAUUUGCCAAUUACCGAUGAUAUCUGGUUCACCAGUGCUGCUGCAGUUUCAUCACCACUUGUUGAAGACGCCGGCCAAUCAUGGGAAUCUCUGCGAAACAGCAAUAAUCAAGACGCAAGAGCUUGGUUCCUUGCUUCCAAUAGCUUUAUGGCACGUCUUGUUGAUAAUCUGCAACAAAAAGAACCGAUGUCAUCUGAGGAGGUACUCCUUUUGAGCAACGAGCUAUUUUCUUUCAAGAUGUCCCUGCCGAAACUGUUGCGGUUAGAACACGAGCAGCCAUUGCAAUGCUUAUCAAAUUCAACAGCCAAUUGGAUCAUUGGCAUACAUCUGAUGCUACUUACAUGUUCAUACAUGAUGAACAGCGUCACUCCGGUUGCCAGCGAGGCCGGACCUAAGUUUUCUCGACUUCGCACGCCUCCACAGCCAGUGUAUGAACGAGCGAUUGAGCUAUCUCAUCUUCUCAGACUUUGGGAGCCAGAAUUGAUCGCUACCUCGCACCCAUUCUUUGCCUGUAUGCUUGUGCGUGCUUGCUUCAACCAACAGGACAGCUGUCACAAUAGUCCAAUUGUGCGGUCUUGUUCAGACCUGGUGAAACUCAUCCUUGCGUUGUAUGCCAAAAAGUGGAGGCUUGGCUCAAUCCUUCUCAAAUUUGCAGAGGGCGUUGAGCAAGGAAUUUCACUCUCUGAGAAAGACAGACACACCAUCAAGCAAUUCUCUAUAUUUUCCUCAAGGCAAUCGCCAGUCGACAGUCCCCACUCAAUUGCUUCUAAGACAAUGCAGACAGAAGUCUCCAAUGUCCUGGUCGAUACGAAUCGCUUCGAGACGGUCGAUAGUCAGCUUACCCAUCUCCCACUGCCCAAUAUCUGGGAUACGAUGCAGACGCAGAUGCAGAUGAUGAGCCCCGCCCAGAUCUCGAUGUAUCCCGAACUAUCGAUUCAAGUCCCCGAUAAUGGCCACAUGACGAACGAUCUCGAAUAUUCGCCGUUCUUCAUAGGAUGUUCAACGCCUAUUGAUACAUCUCUUCGCAAUCAACUGAUAGAAGCAAGCUGUCUACCAGUAACGGAUUCGACUUUUAGUACAUGACUCAUUACCACGAUGGAGAAGGUAUAGGAGCGGAUGUCAAGUGUAUCUUAGUACUAUUAAGUAGGCGUUAUGUAAUAUAUAAAAGGAGCAGUAGAUAUAUUCAAUUUGUAACUUAGCGGCACUAAAGUAUAGCAGGAUGGGUAAGGCUGUUCAGAGAUUGCAUGUAAAAGAAAGGAGAUGAGGAGUGGUGAACACUUGCCCUGAGAUUUUUGAGGUAUAACUAUUAGUCACAUGGCAUAAGAAGGAGUGUAGGCUGGAACCAUGUAGAUAAGUAU